Electrophorus electricus (electric eel) is the source of this 1030-nucleotide messenger RNA. It is a transcript of the gene mcidas, whose product is annotated as multiciliate differentiation and DNA synthesis associated cell cycle protein. The record is from RefSeq and is a predicted model, not a curated record. Gene Ontology annotation, biological process: negative regulation of DNA replication; negative regulation of cell cycle. Lineage: Eukaryota; Metazoa; Chordata; Actinopteri; Gymnotiformes; Gymnotidae. Gene Ontology annotation, cellular component: nucleus.
CCUCUCGUGAGUCGGCAUGCAAGCGUGCAGCUGCACACACCUGCCAUGCCUCGAGCAGGAAAACGGAACGUGCUCGGGAGUCACGUUUGACUUUGUUUCAGCGUCAUGGACAGACUCGUGCGAAGUGCUCAAGAUGGAGCCCAUGCCAAGUCAUCUGGACAGCGCGGUGGAGUUGAACAGACAGCUCCAUGCUAGCUUGCAGAGGAAGCAGGAGGAGAUCUCAGCCUUAAAGCAGAGGAAUGCACAGCUAAAGGAAUUGGCGAGACAGACUGAGCAUUAUAACAUUACACUGGAUACCUCCACAGUGCAGGCACAGGAAUCCCGUGUGUGCGCGUCACGCUGUGGGUGUGUGCGUCACCCCGUGGGCGUGCGCGUCACACCCCGGGUGUGCGCGUCACGCCCUGGUUCGGCAUGUUCAUACAGUCCCAGUGCGUCGGCCACGCCCUGGCGCUGCAUGACCCCAGAGCACCCCCUUCUCUCUUCGCUCCCAGCAAACUCGGAGCUGGAGGGCCGGCCACGUGCAGCGUGGUCCAAGCCUCCCAGCAUGGAGGACAGGCCGGCGAGAGACAGGGCGAGGAGGCACCACACUCCCUCCCCCAACAGUACAGACAGCUCGUGGGGAGAUCCUGGCCAGACCGGUGUGUUCUGCCCACCCGAUGCCAAAAGGCUCAAACAGAAUGGAGCGGUGCAUGAGCUGGACUCUGAACCAGCCCUCUGCCAUGCCCAGCCAUUUCAGCAUGCCCCUCUGCAGUCCAGAGACGAGGGGCCUGACCGUCACCCUCCGCCUCCCGGCACGGACCUGGUGCAGCUGUUCGGCGCGUUCCACGGGCUACAGGUGAUGACGACCGCCCUGCCACUCGGCUCUGACCUGAGCGUGGACUGCAGAGGGGAGGAAGGUGUGUGCUUUAAAACCUCCAUCAGAGACCACAACACCAUCAGGACAAUGGUCUUCCCCCACGGCAAGACCUUCACGUCUCACACGCCAGACGGAGGCUGCAGGUUCCUCUGGGUUCCUCUGGGAACCAUGUAG